This is a messenger RNA of Amoebophrya sp. A25, 446 nucleotides long. The record is from the annotation of a GenBank genome assembly. Lineage: Eukaryota; Dinophyceae; Syndiniales; Amoebophryaceae.
GAUACAAAUGGGGAGGAUGAAGAAAUAAGUGUUGGAGAUACAACAACUGGGCGGGAGGAUGAAAUAGAUGGGAGUAGAGAGGAAGAAGUGGACGGUGAAAAUGGGCAGGAAAAAAAUGCAGCCGAUCCGGAGGAAAAAGUUGAAAAAAACGCAGCUACGGAGGAAGUUCAACUUGAGUAUCAUCUUCCCCAUAGCUGCGAGCAAGAGGACGCCGAAAUAAAAAGAUUUUCAUCCCCCGUGCAACAAGAUAAACUAAGAUACCUCAUUUUUACGAACCUGUUAUCAUCUCAUGUCCCAGCGCUCGAAAACCCAUUGUCACUCAGAGGACACCUCCUUCGCGCACAUAGAGGCAAGAGAACAAUCUUGGCAACAAUGGACUUAUGGACAAAUAUGCCAACGUCCGCAUUUUCUAUGGUGUGCAGAACGUCACAUCAAGUGAGGGGUGG